AUGGACUCUUCAGAGCAGUCACAUCUGGCUGGCGCCUCGUCUCCGCUUGAUGUCAAGGUCCCAACAUCCUCGAGUAUCGUGGAUGUAAGGGUUCUUGAUACCAAUACACGCCUGUACCUGAAGCCGGGGGUAUUCUGGGAGCCAAUUUUAGAAGGCUUCGAGGGACCCAAUGCGCCCGUUUACUGCUUUCUUGUGUCUCACGGCAACCGACACAUCAUCUUUGAUCUUGGGGUGCGUACCGACUGGGAGAACUAUGCGCCCAAUAUAGUGAAGCUCGUCAAGGCUACUACGACGGUUUCAACUGGCGACAAGGACAUUGCGUCCUUGCUUGAUGACGACGACAGCGGCCUGGGUAUUCGUAGCUCUGACAUUGAGGCAAUUGUCGAUGCUGCUGGCCGGGUUGUACGCGAGAUCAGUUUCGACAACACAGGGCUGCGAGUUGGCCGUUUUGAUGCAUUCGACUAUUUCGGCGAUGGGUCUUUCUACCUCCUUAAUGCCCCAGGUCAUGCUACCGGACACAUGUGUGCUCUGGCACGCACGACUGUCGAUCCACCGUCCUUUGUUUUCAUGGGUGCCGAUGCGUGCCAUCACCCAGGUGUGCUACGGCCAUCGCAGUAUCUUACUCUUCCCCAGCCGACAUCUUCAGGAUCACAGUAUCUGAGCAGCUACGGCGGUUGUCCAGGAGAUCUGCUAACGCAACUGGGUAAAUGGAAGAAGAGUCUCCAAGAGCCCUUUUUCGAAGUGGCCCGUGGGCCCUUGUUCCCUGAUCAUGAUGCAGCCGUGGACACUGUCGCCAAGAUUCAGGAACUAGACGCUGCCGGCAAUAUUUUCGUUCUUAUCGCACACGACGACUCCCUGGGUGACAAAUUGCCACUUUACCCGGCUCGAUUGAACAAUUGGGAAGCAAAGGACCUGGGCAAAGCCACUCGGUGGUUGUUUUGUAAAGAGCUAGAACAUGUUAAGCCAUAA
Trichoderma harzianum CBS 226.95 is the source of this 969-nucleotide messenger RNA. RefSeq lists its product as hypothetical. Lineage: Eukaryota; Fungi; Ascomycota; Sordariomycetes; Hypocreales; Hypocreaceae. Bases 1 to 969 code for a protein of 322 amino acids. The record is from RefSeq and is a predicted model, not a curated record. The transcript is spliced from 3 exons.